Peronospora matthiolae is the source of this 4503-nucleotide messenger RNA. Lineage: Eukaryota; Oomycota; Peronosporomycetes; Peronosporales; Peronosporaceae. The record is from the annotation of a GenBank genome assembly.
AUGGCUGCGAGACUGAGGAUCGUACUAUUCAGCCCCGAACGUCAGUUUGCAAACGUCGAUGCAAUGAGCAGAAGGCCACACGUACUCCGAGCCUUUCUAUAUCUGUUCCUAGUGGUUGUUCAGUCAGCGUCCGACGACUCUGUCCGAUUGAGUGAGGGUCUUGGUGGACGCCACGGGACCGAAUUCUCCGAUGAGGCUUCAGUAAGUGCGGGACAAAUUAUUGGCUCAGUUACGAUUCGAGCAAACAAACAGGUGGAUGGGGUUUCAUUGGAAAUACUGGGCCCGAGGGCCACGACGUUUAUUCACGGAGGAAGUGGCGGGGAGGAACAUGUGCUCAAGCUUGGCGAUCAAGAGCAUAUUACGUCGAUGGAAGCGCAUUGGGGCGAGAGAAAUGGUCGCACACGGAUUUUCUACCUCAGUUUUGUAACGAGUGCCGAGAAUGUGGUCGCGGCCGGGUCUAAGACGACUGACAUGCAAACAAUCACUGCGCCAGAGGGGUUCCAACUUGGUGGCUUUUUCGGUCGAGGUGGCGACGAAAUUGACAUGUUAGGAGUGGUUUGGUCCCGUAUCUCGGCAGACGCCUCAGUAGAAGAGGCUCGCGCUGUGAUGAGUCCUGCUAUCUCGGCUCUUGAGUCGUUGGUUGCGACGAAAAGUGGCGUGUCGAGUACCCGGUCUUUGGAGACAUCUACAGAGGAGUCUACCGAUGGACCAUUGUCUGGGUCUCUGGUUCCAACAGAGUCUACUAGUGACUCUUCGUCGGGGUCUGUGGAUCUUGCAGAGUCUGCUGGCGAACCUUUGUGGGGGUCUGUGGAUCCAGAAAAGUCUACUGACGGUGGUGUUGCCGGAUCUACGGACGACAUGGAAGUUACAAGUCUGCAGACUGUUCAAGAAGAUUUGUCAGCAGUCGGCUUUGACCCAUCUACAGCUUCUGGCGAAGUUAUGGCAGCGGGAGACGCUGCGUCUUCUUCUACCACCGGUUCGAAGCAAGUAUCCUUGGACGCCACAGCGGUGGGAUUGACUGAACAUUCGGCACCAGUAUUUGUAGAAGAUUUAGUAGCAGCAUCAGAAGAGGGCUCAGCAGCUGGAGAUAUUCGAUCAUCAUUAGCCGAUUCGACGGAAGCGCCCGAUGCAACAUCAACUGAAGGCUCAAAAGUGUCUUUCGAUGAGACGUCUGUAGCGGCGUUGGGCGCAGUGGCGCUCGCAGCUAAAGAUACCAGCUCAUCACAAGCAGAGUCGACGGAAGCGCUCGAUGUAACGUCAACUGAAGGCUCGGGAUUUACAUUGGAUGAGACAUCAGCAGCGACAUCGGAAGAGAACUCUGUAGCUGGAGACGCGAGCUCAUCAUUAGCCGAGUCGAUGGAAGCGUCUGAUGCAAGGUCAGCGGAAGGCUCGGGAGUGUCAUCCGUUGCGAUGCCUGAAGCGAAUGCUAUGGCUGGUUCAUCUUCUGCUGAUACAGCGGUUCCUCCAGUAGAAAGCGUUGCUCCGUUAGGCCCGGUAAUGGCUGUGAAAGACUCCAUUGUACUGAGCGAAAGUUUUGGUGGACCUCAUGGAAGAGACUUCUCAGACAAGAAUUUGGUCAAUUCAGGACAAACUGUCAAAGCCAUUUCGAUUUAUGCUAACAAGCGUCUUGAUGGUAUCUCACUGAGUAUAUCAGCACCCAAGACACUUACUUUUACCCAUGGCGGAACUGGAGGAAACCGACAGGAACUGGUCCUAGGUAAGGACGAGUACGUUAACUCGAUGGAAGUCCACAGGGGAAAAAAAGAUGGCCACACGCGAAUAUUUUACGUGAGCUUCCUUACGAGCGCAGGUAGAGCGUUGUCUGGGGGCUCAGUGACAGAUGAUAAGCUCACGGUAACAGCACCCGAAGGCUUUCAGCUAGCCGGUUUUUUCGGCAAGGACGGUAAAGAGAUUGAUGCGCUGGGAGCAGUAUGGGCCUUCAUCGAACUUGUUAAGCCCGCUCCUGUGCCAGUCCCCGUUUCAAUACCAGCUGAAGAUUUACCAGGCACAGUAAGUCCUGUCGACAUAGCUGGAAGCUUGUCAGAAGUGAAAGCCAAGGUCAAUGAGCAAGCCGUUCAGCUGAGCGAUUCAUUUGGUGGUCCUCACGGGGAACAGUUCUCGGAUCACCUUGCUGUUACGUCUGGGAUGACCAUUACUUCCGUUACAAUUCGUGCCGGUAAGCGUGUUGACGGCCUCACGGUCCAAGUGUCUGCACCGAAGGAAAUGACUUUCACUCAUGGAGGGCGCAAUGGUAAGGAACACACCAUGGUGCUUGAACCAGGGGAAUACAUUACAUCUAUGGAGGCCCACUGGGGUCAAAAGAGUGGUCACACUCGUAUCUUUUUCCUUAGCUUGGGUACGAGCAAAGGGAACGUAUUGUCUGGGGGAUCGCAGACUACUGAAAAGGGGUCAGUGACAGCGCCUAAAGGCUAUCAACUUGCCGGAUUUUUUGGUCGGUACGGUGACGAAAUGGACCUUAUUGGUGCCGUCUGGUCAAGUAUUGCAUUGAUGAACGAGACCGUCUCCACUCCAGUUUCGGCAGACGACGACAUUGCACUCAGCCAGCUUUUUGGUGGUCCUCACGGCAAUGCCUUCUCGGACAUCCAGAAGAUCAAGUUUGGCCAGACUGUUAGUGCGAUCACUAUUCGAGCAAACUUGCGGCUUGACGCUGUAACGGUGCAAAUUUCCGCGCCCGCUGAAUUAACACUGAACCACGGUGAUCAUGGUGGUACUGAGAAGACGCUUGCUCUCGGUCCAGAUGAGGUCAUCACGUCAGUGGAAGUGCAUUGGGCCAAGAAGUCUAAGCAUACGGCCGUGUUUUAUGUUUGUUUCACAACCAGCGCUAACAAUACGCUUGCUGGAGGAACUAAGACGGAUAAUAGGGGUACUGCGACACCUCCUGAAGGAUUUGUGUUCAGUGGGCUCUACGGACGCGCUGAUAACGGAGUGGAUCAACUUGGUGUAAUUUGGACGAGAAAAACGGCAAAGAACCUGCUGCUUACGGACCCUUCGGGUGUGGGAAACAACACAUACGGCACAACUAUUCGUAACUGGGUGGGUCCCGCCAUCGGCAAAGCUGGUGACACAGCGUGCUACCGUAAGUCGGUUAAUUUUGACAGCAACAAUAUUUGCCCGUUAGGCUAUGACAAGGACGAUACCGAAUGCGUUGUGCAGUGUCCGAUGGCCUUCCCGGUUAAGUGUGGUCUGGAGUGUAUUCCCCAAAAUGAUGACUGUGCCCUCGCGGUAAUGCAAAAAAUUGGCGCUGCUGUCACUGUGGCAAUCAACCUAGCUACCGGAAACUUGCUUGGCACUCUGAAGGCUAUUUAUAAAACCACAAGGUGGGCCGCUUUGUGCGUACUCAACAUGGUCAAUGUGAUCAGAGGCCUGAUUUACUACUUACGAUAUCGACAAACUACCGGGCCUGUAGGCGAUACAGCAGAGAUACUGACUGCUGCCUACCAGACUGAUCUUGUUGUGUAUGAUCUGCCCGUAGCAAUAUGCACGUGUCUCGGUAUAGAAGUCCCCAAAACUUUCAAAUUUAUGUCCUACGUGCUCGUCAUCGUGGAAGGUAUCGUGAAGCAAGCGAUCACCAACGGCGACACAAUCAUUUCGAGUGCAGAGAAUGUGAUGAAACUACUCACUGGCACUGGUGUAGCGAACAAGUCACGGACGACGGUGGACGAACUGGAAGACCUCGUUGCCAAGAACACAAGCUGCGGUUGGAACCUCAAGCGUCUUACUGAUCGUGUCACCCGCGCUGUUCUCAGGUACCGGAACGUAAGUACUUCUGUCGCCGACCUUCGUGUGAAGGUGUAUGAGACCCCGAUCGUGCUGAACGAUAUCCCUGUGAUCACGAACAAUUGCAUGGGCGAACUUUUGGCCGCCAAAACUAUGGCGAUGGCGUACGAAACACGCGAUUUGAUUCGAAGGACAUUUGGGGUGAUUGUCGACCAGCUUAUUGAAAAGGGUAAGACCGACAACGGCAAGGACGUCGCGGAGGAUGAAUAUGCGUUGGAGGUGGCCAACAUGGGUCUCGUUGUGCUGUCCUGUGUCGACCCAAGUGGGAUCGCAUACCUUACUUCACAACUUGUACAGCCAGUCUGUGGACCAACCGCAUACUUGGGCGAAAUCGACGAUGGCACGCUGUACGACGCACUGGGGAUGACACUGAUGGACGAGGCAUUUAUAGGUAGCUACGGAUCGUAUACGCAUGCGGGUGACGGUGUUAUUCAUCUCGUUUUCGAGAGCGUUGACACGAAGGACGUGACAGUCGUCAUUCAUUCAGGCGGAGAAGAGUACGGCGAGGUUGACGUUGGUGCAGGUGACAUCGUUGUUUGGGAUGCCACUUUUCCAGAGCUGGAAGACAAGACUAUGUAUUUGGAUCGUUGGCGUCCUGGUCUCCUAGGUCUGCCUGGUUCAGGAGGUGGUUCGUUGUUGCUCUGGAUUCCUCGAUCGUCAGAGGGCGGUCACAUCACUCUGCACGUGCGGAUUAACCCAUCGUAG